CAUGUUGAUGGAGUCUAUGCUAAUCCCGAUAUCUUGGCAAUAUAUCUCUCCGUUUUGGGCUGCCUUCUCCUAUAUCUCUCGUCUUGCCGAUUUCAAGAUUUAUUGUCUUCCAGGCGGCGGACUGCGAUUUUGAUUUGUUGUUCGCUUUACUGGAGUUUCAAUCGAAUUGGUUUCAGUAAUUUGAAGAAGGUUGAAGAUGUCAGACCCUUGGGGUUGGUUUCGUCGUUUGGGACACAUGUACAUGUUCAUGAGUUCGGGGUUAGGUAGUGGUGCUGGUGGCUGGAGAGUUUGCGGUGCAUAACCGCAUGGGUUAAGAAGGGGUAGUACAAGGUGGGGGGUUUCCAAAUUCCGUGGUUUCUAGAUUUAUGGUGCCUGCUUACCUCAUCCUUUCGAAUAAGUAGAGACAGAUCAAUGGCCUGUUGCACAAGGUAAUCGAUCAUUAAGGUGCACUGGAUUUGGACUAAGUGUUGCAGCUGGAUUGCUAGGGGCUUGUAUGCCUGCUGAAAUUGUAGCAUUGUUUGUUGGGAUAUGCACUGAAGGCCCUGGUUCGGUAAGUUUUCUAUGAACCUUUCAUGUAACAUAUGAUCACUGUUCUUUGGGCUACUAUGUUUAUACGUUGUAGUGGAAUUAUCUUUCAAUUUUUGUAAGAGUUAUGAAAAAAAUUAUUUAUGUUUAGGUUGAAUCUAAGCUUCUAUUAUUAGUUUCUGGUUUCUUGUAGAUUGUAUUAAAAGAUCUCUCAGAUCUUGUACGUUCACAUAAAGAUCUUGAUAAAGAUGCAACACCAUAUUUUAGUUCUCAUGGCCGGUUAGUUUUCCUUUUGAUUUGUUCUUUUUCUCUUUUCAAUGCUUUUUAAUUUUCCCCCUUUUAACAACUUCUAGCUGUUUUGAAUUAAUUUCAAAAUAUUACGACCUACGAUAACAUGUGCUAUCAUUUUGGUAUGAAAUGAAUAGUUGUUGCACUUUGAGUUGGUAUAUGGUGGAGAAUUAUGCUACAAUUUAUAAAUGAAUCUUUGGAUUUGUGUAUUACGCAUUUUCUUAUUUUCCUUUGAGUAGUUCUUUAGAGUAAGAUGGAUAGGUUUAUGUAUAUGACUUCUGUAACACCGUGAGACAAAAAUUUGCCAGCGAGAU
Molecule: messenger RNA, 1127 nt
Organism: Lactuca virosa
Lineage: Eukaryota; Viridiplantae; Streptophyta; Magnoliopsida; Asterales; Asteraceae
Source: the annotation of a GenBank genome assembly